AUGGUCUUGACCACUCGCUUCCUCUCGAAGGCGGCCUUAACCAUCCGCUCCUUCACAAGACCACAUGCUUUGGAGGUUAACUCAUCAAGCACUCGCUUUUUAGGUACAAACACUCUUUCAAGGUUUGGCAAUGGGAUAAACCAUGCUCCUCGUUUACCUCAUUCGAGUAAUGUUGGUUACGGUUUGAACUUUGGGAUAUUACCGAAAGGAGAACCCACUCCACCAUCUGCCUCUGGAAAACGUAUAAAUACGCCACCACCACUGCAUCAAGUUGGUCACGGUUUGAACUUUGGGAUAUUACCGAAGGGAGAGCCAACUCCACCAUCUGCCCUCGGAAAACGUAUAAAUACGCCACCACCACCGCGUCAAGUUGGUCACAGUUUGAACUUUGGGAUAUUACCGAAGGGAGAGCCCACUCCACCAUCUGCCCCCGAAAAACGUAUAAAUACACCACCACCACCGCGUCAAGUUGGUCACGGUUUGAACUUUGGGAUAUUACCGAAGGGAGAGCCCACUCCACCAUCUGCCCUCGGAAAACGUAUAAAUAUGCCACCACCACCGCGUCAAGGAGAGCCCACUCCACCAUCUUCCCCCGGAAAACGUAUAAAUACGCCACCACCACCGCUUCAAAUUGGUCACGGUUUGAACUUUGGGAUGUUACCGAAGGGAGAGCCCACUCCACCAUCUGCCCCUGGAAAACGUAAAAAUACGCCACCACCACCGCGUCAAGUUGGUCACGGUUUGAACUUUGGGAUAUUACUGAAGGGAGAGCCCAUUCCACCAUCUGACCCUAGAAAACGUAUAAAUAUGCCACCACCACCGCGUCAAGGAGAGCCCACUCCACCAUCUGCCCCUAGAAAACGUAUAAAUACGCCACUACCACCGCGUCAAGUUGGUCAGGGUUUGAACUUUGGGAUAUUACCAAAGGGAGAGCCCACUCCACCAUCUGCCCCUAGAAAACGUAUAAAUACGGCACCACCACCGCUUCAAGUUGGUCACGGUUUGAACUUUGGGAUAUUACCGAAGGGAGAGCCCACUCCACCAUCUACCCCUGGAAAAUGUAUAAAUACGCCACCACCACCGCUUCAAGUUGGUCACGGUUUGAACUUUGGAAUAUUACCGAAGGGAGAGCCCACUCCACCAUCUGCUCCUGGAAAACGUACAAAUACGCCACCACCAUCGUGUCAAGUUGGUCACGGUUUGAACUUUGAGAUAUUACCGAAGGGAGAGCCCACUCCACCAUGUGCCCUCGGAAAACGUAUAAAUACGCCACCACCACCGCGUGAAGUUAGUCACGAUUUGAACUUUGGGAUAUUACUGAAGGCAGAGCCCACUCCACCAUCUGCCCCCGAAAAACGUAUAAAUACGCCACCACCACCGCAUCAAGUUGGUCACGGUUUGAACUUUGGGAUAUUAUCGAAGGGAGAGCCCACUCCACCAUCUGCCCUCGAAAAACGUAUAAAUACUCCACCACCACCGCGUCAAGUUGGUCACAGUUUGAACUUUGGGAUAUUACCGAAAGGAGAGCCCACUCCACUAUCUGCCCUCGAAAAACGUAUAAAUACGCCACCACCACCGCGUCAAGUUAGUCACGGUUUAAACUUUGAGAUAUUACCGAAGGGAGAGCCCACUCCACCAUCUGCCCCCGGAAAACGUAUAAAUACACCAUCACCACCGUGUCAAGUUGGUCACGGUUUGAACUUUGGGAUAUUACCGAAGGGAGAACCCACUCCACCAUCUGCCCCUAAAAAACGUAUAAAUACGCCACCACCACCGCAUCAAGUUGGUUACGGUUUGAACUUUGGGAUAUUACUGAAGGGAGAGACCACUCCACCAUCUGCCCUUAGAAAAUGA
Gossypium arboreum is the source of this 1854-nucleotide messenger RNA. RefSeq names its product formin-like protein 20. Gene Ontology annotation, biological process: floral organ abscission. The transcript is spliced from 4 exons. The coding region runs from base 1 to 1854 and encodes 617 amino acids. Lineage: Eukaryota; Viridiplantae; Streptophyta; Magnoliopsida; Malvales; Malvaceae. The record is from RefSeq and is a predicted model, not a curated record.